AUGUACCUGGGUGAGAUGGCGCCUAAGAACCUGCGAGGCUUCCUGGGUCUUGUGCCGAGUAUCUUUAUUGGAACCGGAGUCUUCGCUGCCCAAAUCCUGGGCCUACAUGAGCUUUUGGGAAAGGAGGAACACUGGCCCCUCUUUCUUUCAGUGGUGGUGGUGCCCACCUUCAUCCAGUUGAUGCUGUUACCAUGGUUCCCGGAAAGCCCCAGGUACCUGCUGAUGGAGAAGCACAACGUCCAUGCCACCAUCACAGCCCUGAAGUGGUACAGAGCCAAGUGCAACAUCCAGGCCGAGAUCGAGGAGAUGCAGGAGGAGCAGCGCUCCCUGUCGUCAGUGGAGACGCUGUCGGUGUGGAAACUGUUACUGGAUGACACAGUCCGCUGGCAGGUGCUUAGUGUGAUGGUCAUCAACAUCGGCAUGCAGCUGUCCGGCAUCGAUGCUAUCUGGUUCUAUACCAAUGACAUCUUUGACAAUGCGGGUAUCCCAGCACCAGAGAUCCCGUACACCACAGCAGGAACAGGAAUUAUAGAGAUCAUCGCUGGACUCAUUGGGAUACAUUAA
This is a messenger RNA of Anarrhichthys ocellatus (wolf-eel), 564 nucleotides long. Its product is annotated as solute carrier family 2, facilitated glucose transporter member 9-like. NCBI's taxonomy places the organism in Eukaryota, Metazoa, Chordata, Actinopteri, Perciformes, Anarhichadidae. Gene Ontology annotation, cellular component: plasma membrane. The coding region runs from base 1 to 564 and encodes 187 amino acids. The record is from RefSeq and is a predicted model, not a curated record. Gene Ontology annotation, molecular function: D-glucose transmembrane transporter activity. The transcript has 5 exons. Gene Ontology annotation, biological process: dehydroascorbic acid transport.